CAAGGCUCGAAUCACCCGACCUGGCGCGCGCCGCCUCUGGACGGGUCGAUGACCUUGCCCGAGAUGCUGUGCUGGCACGGGCAACAUAACCCCGCGCAUCCGUUUGCCGUCCUGGCCCCCGAUCACGAAGGAGAAGUAGAAGCCGUUAUCACCUGGCACGAAGUCAGCGGAGCGAUCUUUCGGCUGGCUGCGAAGUUGCGGGAAGACGUAAGCGAUGGACUGAUCGAUGGCAAGCCGCCUGUGGUUGGCAUCCUCGCUUUCCCAGAAACACUCACGUAUGUUACUUGGGUAUGUGCAAUCGUCGCUGCGGGGUAUGCGCCCUUCCCUCUCAGUCCACGAAACUCUUUUCCUGCGUUCGAACAUCUUCUCAAGACGACCAACUGCCGGUACCUUAUCGGUUCUCUCCCUAGUCCGGACAAACCGGCUUCGGCGUUGCAGCAGAUAGCGGUUCAGUUGGUGGAGCAUAUCCCAGGAUUGGGGAUCAUCGAAGCGCCGAAAUUCGACGUGCUCUACCCUCGGCUGGCAAGUUGGCCUCCCGCUGCAUAUGGAUCCGCCGCCGAUGUCCUGCCGACCUUCAAGCCCUCACCCAGUGGGCGCGAUGCCCCGCUUAUGAUAAUUCACUCCUCCGGGUCCACCUCCUUCCCGAAGCCGAUCCCGCUCUCCGAUGCCGCGUUCAGCAACUGGGGAAGGUCGCCUUGGUACCAGGACGACGACUUUUGUGGUACGAGGUGGGGGAUCAUGUCCAUGCCGAUGUUUCAUAUUGCCGGGCUGGCAUUUGGACUAGGGUGGACUGUUUGCAGCGGGACAACUGCGGUCUUCUUCAAGCCACAAGAGACACCAGCGAUGCCCACGCCAGGAACGGUCUUGCGCGCAGCCAGACUGGGCAAGGCAGACUACAUAUUCACCGUUCCCAGCAUCUGUGUCGAAUGGGCUCAAGACGCGGAGGCAGUCGCAUUCCUCUCGACUCUCAAGGCGGUGAGAUUCGGCGGUGGUCCGCUUCCCGAAGAGCCUGGGCAUCGCCUAGUGGAAGGCGGAGUCAAGCUCCAAACUGCCUAUGGCAUGACGGAAACUGGUCCUGUAUUCCGAGCAGACUCGGUAACCAUGCUAGGAGGGAAGGAGUGGAUGUAUGCUCCCUUCAUGCCCCAUCUUGGCGUCAAAUUGAUUGAUGAAGGAAACAAUGCGUACCGGCUCGUUCUCAUGGAAACCAGUAAUUUCCACGUAGCUGUAUCCAAUUUCGACGCAGAAGUACGCGCGUUCGACACCAAUGACUUGUUGGAACCGCAUCCCACACGUGCCGGGUACUGGAAGGUUAUCGGACGUGCGGACGAUCAAAUCAUGAUGUCGAAUGGGGAGAAGACGAACCCUGGUCCCCUCGAGUCGAUCAUCGUGAGCAGCCCACACAUAAACGCGGCGAUCAUGUUCGGGAGGGCUCGCACGCAAGCCGGCGUAUUAGUCGAGCCCCGUGACCCCAUCAACAUUCACGACGAGAACGAAAUAGCCAAGUUCCGAAAUUCCGUAUGGGACGAUAUCCACAAAGCUAACACGUUCGCACCCCAGCAUUCACGGAUUUUCAAAGAGUUCAUCCUUGUCUCUGAUCCGGUGCAGAAGCCUUUGUUGCGGACUCCGAAGGGUACCAUCGCUAGGAACGCAUCGUUGCAGUUGUACGCCGACGACAUCGAGCGCAUAUAUGAAGCUGCCGCUCGGCCUACGCAAGAAGAAUGGGCCCAGCCUCCUGAUUCGUGGGACGAUAUCGGCAUCCAUCAAUUUGUAGUCCGCGUCGUCAACGGAGUUAUGCGCGGCGAUCAUGCAAACGCAUCUGAAGUGAAUGAGACUCGCGAUCUGUUUGAACAAGGAUGUGACAGUCUGCAAGCAACGUACAUUCGAGCAGCGAUUGCAAACGCUCUUCUGGAAGCACCCAGGUCGAAUGGUGCGCGCAAGAUCCCGACGGUCGCGGUGCCCCAGAAUCUGGUCUUCCUUUAUCCGUCGAUCAGGAACCUGGCAUCCUUCGUGCGGAAUGCGAUCACUGGAAAUACAACGAAUAGCAAAAAUGCCCAGGAGGCGUCGUUGAAGCAAAUGCUUGAUAUGGUCGAGCAGUACUCGAAGGAUCUUCCCAUUCACCACUCAACUGCCGGGGCCUCAGGCAGGCAAGAAGAAGUAGUGCUUCUCACCGGAUCCACCGGAACUCUCGGCACAUACAUUCUUCAGCAACUCUUGGUGGAUUCCCGUGUAUCGCAUGUGUACGCCCUCAAUCGUCCCAGUGUCAGCAUGGAUGUUCGGAGCAGGCAACGUGUUUCGUUCGAGGAUAGGGGCGUGGAUCUCACGUUGCUCGAAUCGAGCAAGUUAUCGCUCAUCGAGGGCGACACGACAAAGCCUGACCUCGGAUUAAGUGAUUCGCUGUUGAAACAGGUUAAGAACAGUCUGACGACCAUCAUCCACAAUGCCUGGCGUCUCGACUUCAAUCUCUCGCUCUCGUCCUUCGAAUCUCACAUCAAGGGAGCACGAAACCUCGUCAACCUCGCUCUAGGCUGUUCUGGCCCAUCGCCCGCUCAUUUCAUCUUUACGUCCACGAUCGGAGCAGCAAGCAACUGGAAGGAGAACCGCGCUGUGCCCGAAGAGCCGUUGGAUGAUCCCGCAGUUGCGUUAGGCAACGGCUACGGGCAGAGUAAAUGGGUUACCGAGCGGGUGUUGCUAGCUGCCACCCGGGAACGGGAGAUGCGCACGACCAUCUGGCGCGUGGGCCAGCUCUCGGGCUCAACAGCCAACGGAGCGUGGAACACGACUGACUGGAUUCCUAUUAUUGCCAAGAGUAGUGUCGCCUUGGGAGGCCUGCCGGCUUCUCCUCAGGGAACGGUCGAUUGGCUGCCCACGGACAAAGGGGCUUCAGCGAUUAUCGACAGCCUGUACACGCCCUGCAGCUCGGACAAAUCCAAGUACUUCAAUCUGGUUCAUCCGAAGCCCACUUCCUGGACCUCUGUGUUCGAGUGCAUGUCCAAGGAGCUCUCGAUCCCUCUCAUCCCCUUCGGAGACUGGGUCAGCAAGGUCGAGCAAGCUACUUCCGACGGCACACCAGGUGCCGUCGAGCGUAUACCAGCAAUCAAGAUCCUCGAUUUCCUCCGACGCGCGGCCGGGUCCAGUGGGGAGGUGCAAGAGCGGACGAGGUUCGAGACUGCUGAUGCGGUCCGGGUCAGCACGACGCUCCGGGAUCUCGAGCAGCUGGGUGAGGCUGAUGUGCGGAAAUGGCUGGGAUACUGGAACAAGCAUGGGAUG
This is a messenger RNA of Dacryopinax primogenitus, 3267 nucleotides long. Its product is annotated as acetyl-CoA synthetase-like protein. Lineage: Eukaryota; Fungi; Basidiomycota; Dacrymycetes; Dacrymycetales; Dacrymycetaceae. The record is from RefSeq and is a predicted model, not a curated record. The transcript is spliced from 8 exons. The annotation marks the transcript as partial.